AUGAAACUUACAUAUUCACAAGAACAACUUUUAAUAAAAGAUGAAAAUAAAACACCUACGUUAGAACAACAUCAUCCUGGACGACUCUUUGACGAUCAAAAGACACCAACAUUAGAAACAUUUCAGGACAUUUUGAAACAACAAAAAAAAGAUCAACAAAAAAAAGAACAGGAAGAGAAAAAAGAUAAACAUAAAACUGAAAUACAAGCAGGUCUCGGCUUAACAUUACCAAUACCAUCAUCCAAAGAAAACCUUCAUAUUAACAAUAACAAGAACACGAACUACGAAACCAAUAUGGUAAAUAAACAAAACCAUCCAUAUCAUAACUACACGCAGAAAAACACUACUACUUUUGAGAAUGAAAACAAUAAAAAAUCAAUACGAAUGUCAUUACUGAUUAACAAGCACAAUCCAAAUAAUAAUACUACAAGUUUCAUACGAAACACUUUGGUGAGGCCUGGAAAUGAAACACCUCCUUUAAAUAUGCAAGAAAAGCAUUUAACCACUACAUCUAGUAGAUACGAUGAUCCGAUAGAAGCAUCUAAUAAUACAUUCAGUUUUGAAACAACAAUAAAUACACUAGAAACGAACGAUGAAGAAAAUUCACAAGAAGAGGAAGAAAAUGAAAAUGAGGAGGAUAUUUACUUAAAAAAUGAAAACUCUACAUUAACAACACUAGAAGGUACUUCAAAUUCCUAUUCAAAUAGACAAUGGAAUUCGAAUUCAACUUUAGAACCAAAUAAACAACAGUCUGACAAAACAGUAACACACGAUAACGAUGAUUCAAACAUAAACAAAGAAAUGGCGAAUUUCGCAUAUCUUUUCAUUACAGCUAUAAGUUCAUUCGAUUCGUCAACUUUAGAUGAUGAAGAUGAUAGAGAAAUUUGUUUAUCUUUCCAAAAAGGUGAUAUUGCAUUUGUUCAUAACGUAGAUGAAUCAGGUUGGGGUGAAGUAACAUUAAUUUCAAAUAAACAAAGAGGUUGGAUACCAUUCAAUUAUUUUGAAGAUACAAUCAAAACUGAAGAACAAAUAAAUACCAAAAUAACAUCGAUAGAUAAGACAUCAAUACUAAUAGAGACCAAAUCACCUUUAAAAGAUUUUUUAUCGAAAUGUGCCACUUUCAUUUUAUACCCAAAGGAUUUCCCAUUAAAAACAAAAAAUAACGCCAAUUAUAAUGAAAUUCAAUCAUACACGUUCAAUAUUGAAUAUAUUAACAAUAUCAGAACUGGAGUAAAAACACUUCUACAAAUGACAGAAUGUGUUUCUAGAUCAAAUGAACUUGUUUUGAAAAACACAAAUUUGAAAAAAUCAAGAAAGAAAUUAUUAGCAUCAUGGUACAACUUAACGAUAAAAGCUGACUAUUAUAAGCGUACAACACAAGAUUCAAAUAUAAAUAAACUAUUAACUUUGGUUUAUGAAUUAAUCGACAUUGCAUUCCAAUUUUUUAGAAUAUGGCGAAAUUCUAAAUUGGAACUUAAAAACGAAAAUGAACACGAAAACGAAAACGAAAUAAGGUCAAAAGAACCAAAAAAAAUAACCACUCCAAUAAAUGUAAACAAAGAUCAAAUACCAAACCUAACAGAUCCACCGACUGCGAAAAAAAGGUUAAAUGAAAUAAACGACAUUCUUUUUAGAUAUAUCGCCUUAAUCAUUGGAAGAUUAGAUUUAGUAGAGAAUAAUCCAAGUGGAUGUGAAUUAUUAGAAAUAAUUACACACCAGAUAAUCCUUUUACUUAGAGAAUUACUUUACAUUUCAAAAUCAUGUUCAUACAUAAUACGAGAAAAGUAUCAAUAUGCAUACGAAAACACAUUUGAAUCAAAUUUAGAUCCUUUAUUAUCAUUUGUCUCUGAAUUAGUGUCAUGCAUUAAAAUAUUUGUUACAGGAUCUUUAACACAAAAAUUAAAUGAAUUGAAACCAAACUAUAUAUCAUUACCUUCAGAGAAAUCUAAUUCACCAAGAUAUUCAUCAACAGGUGAAAAAUUAAUAAUUAUUUUAUCAAAUAUGGGGACACUUAUUGCAACUACAAUAACUAGUUGUAAUAACUAUCUAAGAUUAAUAGGAGAUUUAACAUUAGGAAAUGAUAGAAAAUAUCCAAAUUUUGUAAAAAUAAUGAUAACACCAGAAAUGUUCAUUAAUAAAUGUACCUUGGAAAUCAAAAAACGUGUAAAUAUUCAAAAAUUAGAAAAUUCAAUGAAGGAAAUGGAAAUAAAGGAUAUAAAUUCAAAUACGAAAAAUGAUAAAUUAAUAAGAUUUUCAACAAUACGUUCCGGUAUUAAUAAUCUUACAAACAGUGGGACGCGAUUAAUUAAUGACUUAAUUCAAACACAAGAAGAAGGAGAACGAACAAAAUCUUUCAGUAAAGAUCCAAUUUUCAACAAAUACAAAAUCGAUGCUAACAAUGGAUUUGAAAAUACUAUUGAUCCAAUUAAUAAUAAAGAAACAAUAUAUGAAGAAUUGAUCUUCAAUAAAGAAGAUAAAAUAAUUGGAGGUUCAUUUAGAGCAUUAAUUUAUAAAAUGACAGAUGAACAAAAUAAACCAGAUGAUUUCCUAUUAUCAGCAUUCCUUUUAAAUUUCAAAAUUUUUGGUAGCGCUAACGAACUAACUAAUGAUCUAAUUGCAAGAUUUGAUUUGAAUGAUACAUUAACACAAUUCGAAAAUCAAACAAAUAAUAAUAACGGGAAAUAUAGUUCAAGAGCAUCAAAAAUGAAAACUAGAAGGCGUAUGGUUUGCAACAUCUUCAAUUCUUGGAUGAAAAGUUAUUGGGAUUAUACAGAAGAUUUUGAAAUUUUACCAACAAUGAUUAAUUUUUUCAACGAAGGAGUGUCGGAAUUUUUACCAAUUGAAUCAAAAUUGUUAAUUGAAUUAGCAUGUAAAUUGUUAAUAAAUAGAGAUAAAAACAUUCAAGUAAUAAAAAUGAAACAAUUACAUGCACAAUUAUUGCCAAACAUUAUUAAAAAAUCAAAUGUAUUCUCGAUAAUCUCUGAUACUUCAAUAUCAGCUAAUAGUAGUAGAACAUCAAUGACUUCGUUAGCCUCGUUAGAUGAAAAUAUGAUAGAAGAUUAUAACUUAACUAAAGUCAAUACGGAUAAUAAUGAAGCAUCAAAUUUAGAAUUACCAUUACUGAACUUAGGAACGUUUUCAUUGCUUUCCAAAACAGACGUGAAGAAUAUUGAAAUAGUUGUUCAAAAUUAUUAUAAGUUGACUAAAAUGUCGUUAGAUGAUGAAAGCAUUGAACCGAAAUAUAGGGUAAAUGAAAUGAUUAAAAAGUGGAUAACAUUAUUCAAUAAAAUUAAUGAAAUCCCCAAACAACAAUUCUCUUACCAAAGUCUGACAUUUGCGGAAUUUAAUUCCUUAGAAGUGGCAAAACAAUUAACGCUAAUAGAAUCAGCACUAUACAACAACGUGGAAGCAACAGAAUUGAUAAACAAAAACUUCUUUAUUAAAAAUAAAACUUUGAAUCGUUCUCCUAACGUUAAUGCCAUACUUUCAUUUACAAAUCAACUUUCAAAUUAUGUUGUUGAAAAUGUUCUUCAACCAAAUAUCGCCAAUAGAAUUAGAAUUAAUAGGUUGAAAAAUUGGUUAAGGAUAGCACUCUCUUCGUUAUAUUUUAGGAACUAUAACUCAUUAGCUUCUAUCAUGACAGCGUUACAAAAUUCUCCAAUUACCAGGUUAUAUUACCUAUGGGACGAACUUUCUGAAAAAGAUAUGAAAUUGUACGAAUAUUUAUCCAAAAUCAUCCAUCCAAACAACAAUUACAAAAUUUAUAGACAAAAAAUAAGAACACUUAAGGAACAAUUAGACACAACAUUAGAAUUUUCUAAAUCACCACUACCUGUUGUACCAUUUUUUAAUCUUUUUUUGCAAGAUUUAACAUUCAUCAAUGAUGGGAACGCAGAUUAUAGAAACCCAGAAUCAUUUAGACCAAAUAAAAUCAUUAACAUUGAUAAAUUCUUUAAGAUUACAACAACAAUUAGUAUUGUUCAAUAUUUCCAAGUAAAAUAUGAUACGAAUGGUAGUGACCCGGCGACAAAUAAUAGAGAUUCAUUUUUCCAUUUGACUGAACAAAUGGGCGUAGAUACGAAAAAUAUCAGAUCAAUUCCAUUAUUGCAAGAAUAUAUAUUCUACGAAUUAUGGAGAGUUAAUUUGGCGUAUGAAAAGAAUAAUCAAAGAGGAUAUGAUUUAAGUUUUCAAUUAUUACCAAGAAACUGA
Molecule: messenger RNA, 4209 nt
Organism: Naumovozyma dairenensis CBS 421
Lineage: Eukaryota; Fungi; Ascomycota; Saccharomycetes; Saccharomycetales; Saccharomycetaceae
Gene: BUD5
Product: Ras family guanine nucleotide exchange factor BUD5
Exons: 1
Coding region: 1-4209 (1402 amino acids)
Biological process (GO): positive regulation of GTPase activity; Ras protein signal transduction
Cellular component (GO): plasma membrane
Molecular function (GO): protein binding; guanyl-nucleotide exchange factor activity
Source: RefSeq, a predicted model, not a curated record